CGCGAAUAAUAUCUGUAUGGUUUAGAUGGUAGUUAACAGAGUUAAAAUAAUGCAGACAAAAGUGGCUAAGCUCUGCUAGCUUCUCCUGAAUUAAUGUGACUACGGCUUAAAAUAUGACACAUUAAUUACGUUAUUCAGCGUUUCUAUAUUUUCUGUGUAUAAUGCUGUAAUGGAGUUUAUGCAAUGCACAUCUACAACAUUGUGCUGACAAGUGGCCUGUAGUGCAUGAGCAGCGGCAGCGGCAGGGAUGAGGAUCCGACUUCAGGGUCCCAGCUAUGCUGCCAGCCUCCUCAUUGAGCUCAACCGCUGUCGACAGUUACGUCGCUACUGCGAUGUGCUCCUACAAGUUGGAAACCGCACAUUUGCAGCACACCGUGCCGUACUGGCCUGUGCUGGGACUUAUUUCAGCAACCUCUUUGCCCGGGCCCCGGCAUCUUCCACUGCUGCCUUCUCUUUGGAGUUUAUCUCUCCUGCCAAUUUUGAGAAAGUGCUCACAUUUGUGUACACAGGAGAGAUCUUGAUUGACCUCAUAGAUGUUGGGGUGCUGUAUGAACUUGCUGAAAGGCUAGGGGUUAGCGAACUGGUGAAGGCUUGUCAUGCCACCUUUCCUGAUUUGCAGGCUUCUGUGUCUGCAAACUGCAAAAUAAGCAGCCCUGGAGACCACGCACUGGACACGAGCAUGGUUGCUGCUGCUUCCACAGUGGCUUCUGUUAGUGCUGCCUCUGUAUCUGCAUCGUCUGCAUGCUCCUCUGCCGCCUCCUGCUCGUCUCUGUCUUCAUCAGUUGGUCUGUCAGCUGCCCCGACCCCUGCUGCUCCCUCCCCAUUCUUCCAAGCCAGGGCAGGCAGAACCAGCAGUGAUGCUCAUACUGGUGCUGGUACUUUGUCUAUGGACCUCAAAGCAGAAGACAUCCAGUCUCAUGUAGGAUAUGGGCAGAUGGCAGCAGACCACCAGCUCUCAGGAGGGCAUACUCUUUUAACCAGCAGUCAUUCCACUCACAGUGAUACAGUGUUGCCUCCAGCUCCUGUGCUCCAUCUGAAGACUGAGCAGGGAAUGGAGGAAGAGGCAGGUGGUGGCAGCUGUGUGGAAGCUGGAAGACAUGGACAAAUGAUGGUCUCUGAGAGCCUGAGGAGUGAACCUGUGCAGUCUGACUCCUGCUCUUUUCCUGACUCCUCGGCUCAGCUUGGAACUGAAGCCUGUGCUGCUACAUCAUCCUCAGGUGAGACUCUUGGCAGCGUGCAGGUGGGAGUUGUUGAAGGUGGGGUGGUGGAUGUGUCAAGAGACAACAGCCUUUUUGUAGAAGCGGAAGAGGGAGAACAUGGGGAAGAGAGGGAAGCUCUGCAAGGAAACGGAGAGAUGGCAGUACCAGAGGAAGAGCAGUGGAGGCAACUGGCAGGUGAGAUCAUCGAACUGAGCGAUGAUGAGAAUUACAUGGAUGAGGGAGAUGAAGAAGAGGAUGAUGAAGAUGACCUUGUGUGUCUGGAGAACAGGGAAGGAGCAAACACAAGUGAACAGGUGACAGUGGACAUGUUUUCAUGUAAAGCUUGCGCAGUGCCUCUCCCAGCUGACCCAGCUGCCAUCAGAAGUCAUGCAGAGUCCCAUCUGACAGAGCAGGGACUCUGCAGGGUGUGUGGAGCCUCAUUUCCAGACCAAGCUGCCGGUGUCACACACUCCCUUUCCCACAUCGGUGUGCAGCUCUUCACCUGUGACAUGUGCCGCCUGCAGUUUUGCAGCUUAAACAAACUACUGCGCCAUCACCGACAGGCAGCCUCCUGUUAUGCCAUAUCACCAGCGUCACUGACCACCCAAGGCCAGAGCUCUGAGCUGCAGUGUGCCGUCUGCACCAAAACCCUCAGCAAAGACUUCCAGGCUGUCAAAGACCACCUGCUGAGCCAUGUGUGUCCCCAGAGCCUGAGCUGUGGAGUGUGUCACCUCACGCAGUUUUCUUUGUGCUCCCUGCUGUGGCACGCACUCACCCACCUCUCUUUGCCCAUCUUCUCCUGCCCACAUUGUGCCUGCUGCUUUGUGGAGCGCCCCCUACUGGACAGACAUAUGACAGCACAUGCUGAGGAGGCGGCAGCCAAAGAGAGGGAGCGUACGGCACUGAGAGCCUACAGAGCUGGGGCAGAUGGAGAUGGGGGAGGAGGAGGAGGAUGCAUGGCAGGAGUUGAAGAGCUGCACUGCUUCCUCUGUCCGCAGACUUUUCGCUCUUCCUCUGCCUUUCAAUGCCACCUCAAUGUGCACACCUCAGAGUCUCUCGGGAGUGGUGGAGGUUUCGGGGGAUCAGGGUGGAUAGGCAAACGCAAGGCUGACCUAACUGUAGAUUGCCCUCCUUCCUCUUGCUCCUCCUCUCUGAGGGAAGCCGGUGGCCUCGUUAAAGUCCCCAACCUGGGUCUGGGCGUGGGAAUGGGCUUCAGCUUACAAGAUAAAUUUUUUCAGGGGCCUGUACACAGCCUCCCCCCCUCAGUCCUAACCAACGGGAGCUCAGGACAGGAUGGGGGAGCUGCAGGAGCUGCAGGUGUUCGUGGGAAAUGGUACCGGUGUCGCUACUGUGGUAAACGCUUUGCCCACUCAGGGGAGUUUACCUAUCACCUCCGGAUCCACACCGGGGAGAAACCAUACCAGUGCAAGGUGUGUCUGCGUUUCUUCAGGGGCAGGUCCACCAUGAUCUGCCACCUGAAAACGCACGCCGGUGCUCUGAUGUACCGCUGCACUGUCUGCGGCCUUUACUUCUCCACACUGAAACUGGUGUCAUCACAUAUGGAGCUGCAUAAAGACCAUCUGCCUCCAGACUUUAACAUUGAGCAGACCUUCAUGUACAACGAUCACUCUAAAGAACCGCUUCCCACUGUGGACACAUGAUCAGCUCUGUGUCAGACUGUUGUUUACCUGACGUUUCUCACCUCCUCUGUGUCUGGUUGUCGUGGACCAUUUACUGCAUAUAACAGACUUACAGAAUGUAGUGAAUAUAUUAUCUGUUGGAUGCUGUUCGCUGAGUCAGCCUGUUUGAGGUUUUUAUUCUCUGUGAAUUAAGAAACAAAGAAGCCACUUGGUGGCAGUGUGUCCUGUUAUGUUUCUGUGAAUAAGAGCGGCUGGUUGAUUGUUGACUGUGAUGUGCUCUGCUUGUAUUACGUACUCCAAAUAAGUCUGUAUCUUUAUAACUUCAGGAUAGACGUCAGUUUAUGAUAACUACACUGUUACUAAAGUAGCACUUCAUUGUAGCAUAGACAUUAUUGUCCUAUAUAUGCAGUCAGUAUUUUCCAACAUAGACAUUUUGUAUAUGUCCUUUAAAAGUUUUAUUUUU
This is a messenger RNA of Sphaeramia orbicularis (orbiculate cardinalfish), 3302 nucleotides long. It is a transcript of the gene zbtb39, whose product is annotated as zinc finger and BTB domain containing 39. Gene Ontology annotation, cellular component: nucleus. Gene Ontology annotation, biological process: regulation of transcription by RNA polymerase II. Gene Ontology annotation, molecular function: protein binding; DNA-binding transcription factor activity, RNA polymerase II-specific. The record is from RefSeq and is a predicted model, not a curated record. Bases 248 to 2860 code for a protein of 870 amino acids. The transcript is spliced from 4 exons. Lineage: Eukaryota; Metazoa; Chordata; Actinopteri; Kurtiformes; Apogonidae.